AUGGCAGAACGAAAGAUCCAAAUCGUGAAAAUAACCCACGUGUACUACAAGUACCCAGACCUAGACAAGGCGAUAACCUUCCUGAAGGACUUUGGCUUCACUGAAGAAAAGAGAGUGUCGGACGAAAAGGUUUACUUCCGAGGGUACGGAACAGAUCCAUGGGUACUGUGCGCCACCAAGUCAGAUAAGCCCGAAUUUGGAGGCGCGGCCUUCGUCGUCGAAUCGGAAGACGACCUAAAACUCGCGGCUGAGACAAUUCCAAAAGCGACCAAAAUUUACGAGCUCACAGAUGCCCCGGGUGGCGGCAAGGGUGUCACAUUCUACGAUCCAGUCGAUGGGUACCCAUUUCAUCUCGUGUGGGGCCAGACACCUGCUCCGAUGCUAGAUAUUCCCCUCCCACACGAACCCGUGAACUAUCCAACCGAGAAGAACAGACCUGUGAACAAGUUCCAGCGAUUUCAGAAGCGGCCUGCUCCCGUACACAAGUUAGGCCAUUUCGGCGUGAGGACGACGAAUUUCGCCAAGGCCUACGAAUUCUACUCCAAGUACUUUAACUUCUUGGCUAGCGAUCUCAUCCACGAUGACAAGAAAAUCGACCGAACGGUGUUCUACCGGCUGAACAGGGGCGACGAGGAAGUAGACCACCACGUCUUCUUCUUCGCCGAGGGAGCCACCUACAGAGUCCACCACUCCUCGUUCGAGACGCACGACUUCGACACCCAAGUCCUCGGCCACGACUGGCUGAGGGAGAAGGGCUAUAAGAACUGCUGGGGCGUUGGGCGACACGUCCUUGGUAGCCAGAUCUUCGACUACUGGUAUGACCCGUUCGGAUUCAUCAUGGAGCACUACGUCGACGGCGACCUGGUCGAUGCCUCUGAGCCGACGCAUAUCUCGCAGGCUGGGCCGGGUAGUCUGCACGUGUGGGGUCCCGCUGUUCCUGGAGAGUUCUUACCAAAGGAUUGA
Annulohypoxylon maeteangense is the source of this 963-nucleotide messenger RNA. Its product is annotated as Glyoxalase/Bleomycin resistance protein/Dihydroxybiphenyl dioxygenase. The transcript has 5 exons. The record is from RefSeq and is a predicted model, not a curated record. The coding region runs from base 1 to 963 and encodes 320 amino acids. NCBI's taxonomy places the organism in Eukaryota, Fungi, Ascomycota, Sordariomycetes, Xylariales, Hypoxylaceae. Gene Ontology annotation, biological process: L-methylmalonyl-CoA metabolic process. Gene Ontology annotation, cellular component: mitochondrion. Gene Ontology annotation, molecular function: methylmalonyl-CoA epimerase activity.